This is a messenger RNA of Sardina pilchardus (European sardine), 7561 nucleotides long. RefSeq names its product shroom family member 2a (gene shroom2a). The record is from RefSeq and is a predicted model, not a curated record. Bases 1013 to 6322 code for a protein of 1769 amino acids. Gene Ontology annotation, molecular function: actin filament binding. Gene Ontology annotation, cellular component: adherens junction; apical junction complex; apical plasma membrane. Gene Ontology annotation, biological process: actin filament organization. Lineage: Eukaryota; Metazoa; Chordata; Actinopteri; Clupeiformes; Clupeidae. The transcript is spliced from 10 exons.
CAGAUGAGCCUCUAGUAACAAGUUGCUCGGCUCCCCCGCUUGCUUGCUCCUGUGUUGCCAAGUCUAUUCAGCGGAAAAAAGGGAUUUAUCGAUACGUGAGACACGAGGAAUGGACUCUUUGGAACAACGCUUGCGCUGACAGAGCGACUUCUAGAAUAACUUUGGGUGACUGAAUCAUAAAUCCCGUGUCUUCUUUCACGUUUUGGGAUAAAGGAGUUUGUUUCUAUUAUUAAGAUGACCGGGGAAACGCGAUAGGUGCUUUGGUAACGUUACAAGCCAUUAAUUGCCUUUGGGUAAUGUUGCCGGUUGUUUCAUUAAUUUUACUGAAAGUUGAGCUUAUGAUGUAUCCGUAGUUUGUAUUAAUUUGGAAUAAUGGGAAAUGUUUAAGUGUCAGUCCUUAUCAUCAAGCGUCAAGAACUUUGCUAACUAGCAACAGUUAGCAACUUGCUAGCCAACUGGCUGAUGCAUUUAGCUAGAAGUACAGCUUCCAUAGUUUAAAGGGUGAAGUAACUUUAUUUCAAUUACUAAAAGUCGUUUGGCAGACACAAGGUUCGGUCUGGAACUCGUCAUUUUCAGUUGAGAUUAUUUUGGUGUGUGUGUGUGUGAGUCAGCUCAAUUGGUUUCAACUUGCCUAAGGGAUUGAUGAGCUGCUGAGAGUGUGAUAACCUAUUGAGUUAAACAUGGCUCCUAAUGGAUUUAAGGGGGAGUAAGGCUGGAGAAAGCAGCUUGACUCGGCACUUGGUUGGCAGCAAGUCACAACGGAAAAGAGAUGGGGUCCUUUACCCCCUCAAUCCGACAACAUGUUGCAUUUAAUUCUCUAUUUUAAGAGCAUUAAGGGUCUGGAUUGUGAACAGGUGUUAACACAGCAGUAACCAUAAGUAAACGCUACAGCGUGUGUUCUAGAGAGGGCACACGUCCAGUUGCAGUUAGCUGGGAAAUAGGUUUUCCUGUCAUUUUGUGUACCAGUGUGGAUGUUUAGCCAUUUUGAGAGUCCGAGCUGCCAUAAAAGAAGAUGGAAACCAUAGAGCACAGAAUAGAGAAGCAGUUUGUUGGCAGGGACCCCAACCACUUGCUGGAACCCGAAAGAUACAGUUUGGACCAGAGAAAUGUCGAUGGAGAAGGAUGGAGGCUGGUGGAUGUGCUCCUCACUGGAGGGGCACCAUGGGGUUUUACCCUCAGGGGAGGCCGGGAACAUCACGAACCUCUUCUCAUAACUAAGGUAGAGGAGGGUAGCAAGGCAGCAGCUGUCAGACUCCAGGUUGGAGACGAGCUGGUCAACAUCAACGAAAUUCCCCUGAGCGGCUACCGGCAGGAGGCCAUCUGCCUGGUCAAGGGAUCCCACAAGACCCUCACGCUGGUGGUGAAAAGGAGGAAUGAACCUGUAAGCAGGCCUCACUCCUGGCACUCAACCAAGUUCAACGAGGGCCAAUCGGAGACGUCCAAAGCACAGUCGACACCCUCGCCAGUCUGGCAAACAAGAUAUGAUGCAAGCUCAUCCUCAACGGAUCUCUCAUCUGGCUGGGACCAGACAAACCUGCGCCGAGUGUCUGACCAGUUCAGUUCUCUGGGCAGCAUGGACAGCCUAGAGCACGCGCCCCACCCUUACCCACCUGGGCGUCUGUCUCCGGGGAAAUCCAACAACAACAGCGUGGAGCACCUCGGAGGCGGCAAACGUGACUCAGCUUACAGCUCUUUUUCCACGAGCUCUGGCACCCCAGAUUAUACCCUUUCUAACAGUAACGCAGCCUCCACCGAAAACAUGCUUUAUAAGGUCAACCAGUGGGAUUCGGGCAGUAGGCACACCAAUGGAAGGCACAGUGUUGGUGAAGGAGUGCGUCAGGAUGAGCGCACAGGCUACCUACAGUUGCCCUCGGCCACGGGAAGUGGCGAGCCACCCAGGACUGAGGAACAGUCAGGUUCCCGGCACUCAAGCUCGAGUCGAACCAACUUUGGACCUGUGUGGCAUGUGCCAGACAAGAGGAAGACGUCAGCCCCCUCCCCUCCGCCACCUCCACCCCCUACCCGCAGCGACAGCUUUGCUGUGACAAAGGUCCACGAGAAAGGAAUGGUGAUUGCUUACCCUGAGGCCCCAGGGACUCAUGCCCAAUUGAAAACUCAAGGAAAAGGGUUAGACUAUCAAGGUAGCGAGAGGGGCUCUGAGUCUCGGCGUAGUUAUAAUCCAUGUAAAAAUGACAUUGUCAGUCCCUACAUUUCAGGAGAGGGCUACAGCCAGCCCCCGUUGAACCCCAACAAGACAUACUCUUUCUCCAGCACGGACGUGCGAGUUGGUCUCCCACCGGCUUAUUCCCACACGCCCUACCAUCAACGACAGUACAGUGAUGAGAGCACUUUCCACGCCCAGGCCAGAGCUGUGGCGGCACCCAGAACUCAGAACGUCAGUGGUUACUACAGCAGCAUGCAAGAGCUUCCCACCAACAACCACUCACAGAUCCACAACCAGAACCAGGGAAAGACACCAAGUACUUCUUUAUCCUCAAAUGCCUUUGAUCAGAAUGCAGACAGCGGAGGCCACAGUCGGUACUACUGUGUUACUUCGAGACAGCCACAGUCAGUAUCCCAGGCCUCCAUAGCAAAGAUGGAGGACUGGAAGGCUGGUUCUAGUUUAGAGAUGGCACAAGGUGGAGGAGAGAGGAAUUCUGUCAGUGCUCAAGGGGGGGUUAGUAAACCCAAGUAUCCUCCAACUCAGGUACUACAGUACAACGUAAACAGUAAUGGACAGUGCAAGCAAGGGGAGAGCCAAUACUCUGCCAUCAGCCCUGCUAGUUCACUCGAAGUGUCAAAGGUAACAUUAAAUGUGGAGCAGAGAUCAAGUCAGAGGAGGAACAGCGGGCCCGUUUCAGAGCCAUACUAUAUGAGCUAUCCGCCAAGUAAGCAAACUGAACAGAGGAGGAUUUCUGGCCCUCCAGCGGCAAAGGAGCCUUCCCAGGAGCUUUGGCAGCCCCAGGGGCAGAUCAAGAUAUGCCCACAGAAAACGCCCAUGCUGCACUCCCUUUCCAAAGCAAACUCUGAGCAGGAUGAUGGAGCUUUAGGCAGUGGAGCUGAAGGAUCAAAGGAAGUUGUGGAGAUUGUCAACGGCAAACAGGUGCGUCGCGCCGACCGGUUCGCCACCACACUGCGCAACGAGAUACAGAUGAAGAGGGCUCAGCUGCAGAAGAGCAGAAGCGCCGCUACCCUGAGUUCCACUGAGGAGGCUGAGGAGACGCCAGACCACUCGCCAUCCUCAGCCGAAGGGUCCUUCACAAGCUCUUAUAAGGACCAUCUGAAGGAGGCACAGGCUCGGGUCCUGAAGGCCACCUCAUUCAGGAGGAGAGACUUGGAGCCGGUUUUGCUUGAGCACCCUGAGCCCCAGCUGCCUGGUCCACCCACCACAACAGCCAUUAGUCGCAAAGAGGGAAUCUCCCUGCCCAGUGUCUCCGAAGUCCUGCAGACAAAGCCUGCGUCCGCUGGCGGCCAGGUGUCCCGCAUUGGGUCGCGGAAGCGCAUUCCUGCAGACAAGAAGGUGCGGUCGUUCUCAGAGCCUGACAAGAUCCACGAGGUCGGAGUUGAUGAGGACCCCCCAUGCCCCCCAGACAGUGCUGUGUCCUCAGCAGGCCGGCGAAAGCCCUAUGAAGCCACAGGAAAGCCAGCCUUUCCCAAACCACUUCCUAAGCAGCCACAGCAACAUGCCUCCGAUGACCGCAGGGUGACCAGGCCUGGUGGUGGACUGCCACAGCCUGGGCAGACCGAGGAUGUCACAGAGAGAAAGAGUUCUGGAACUCCUCCGCAGGGCAGCUCCAAGGAGGGCCAAGAUGGCCUCAGCUCAGUGCAGGGGCUGGAGAACCAGAGGUUGGGCACGUUUGCAGAGUAUGAGGCCACAUGGAACAUCCAGAGGAAACCCCCGGAGUCAAAGCCCACGGGAAGGUAUCAUUCUGCAGAUAACAUCUUGGACCCAGCUGUGGAGGAGAGGAGUAAACCACUAUGUGUUCAUGAGAGGUCCAGGUCCUCCCCCUCUGCUGACUUCUAUGGCCAGAACAUCCCAGGGCGAGGACGGAAAUCAGCCGAGUACGCGCACACAGAGAGCAAGCUCUCCGAGCUACAGAGGUCUGGCACAAGGUUGUCUGACAGAGGACCUAGCGAGUUGCGCGUAAAACCGAAGCCUGUAGAACCCGAGCAGUUCCCAGACCUGCCCCCUCCUCCUCCACCACCCCUUCCGCCUCCUCCUCCCCCAGCACCUUUGGAGAACCUCGACUCCCCAGCGUGGGACGCCCCUCUCCCUCCUCCCCCUAGUCCUCUUCCGGCCGCUCUCCUCCCCGACCCAGUCGACCCUGCUCCGCCUCCCCUGAACCUGCACCUGCACCCGCAACCCUAUCCCCAAACCCACUGGAAGAGACAGGCGGUGCCCCGUCCGGACAGGUACCAGCAUCCAGACGCCGCACCCUCACUCCCCAGCCCCGACCCCAACCCCGACCCGCACCUUCACCCCGACCCGCACCACCACCACCUCCCCUCUUCCGGCGUUCAGGGCGGAGUCCUGCGUUACCACUCCCCCAACACAGAAGCUGACCCCGCCCUCUGUCCACACAGGGAUCUGGAGGCACUGAAGAAAGAGGAAGAGGAGGAGGAGAAGGAGGCGGAGGAGGAGAAGGAGAAGGAGGCGGAGAGGAAAAAGGAGGAGGAAAAGGAGGAGCUGAAGCAGCAGAAGCCGGAGCCUGCGCCGCUGCCCCCGCCCCCGCAGCAGCCCCCGCACGGGGCCCCGGCGCAGGCCAAGCCCACCAUGGAGGGCCAGCGCUCGCCCUCGCCCCAGUUCUCUCCCCAGAGGCUGACCGACAAGCCCCCCGUCUCCCUGCAGGAUGAAGCCCCUGGAAGGAUGGAAAGGGUGAGCGAGAACAGCAGCGCUGCCAGAAAAGUGCCCAUCAAGAUCGUCCAUGCCGAGAGCGACACGGAGAAGGAGAGCCGGCAGUACCUCCACCCUCACAGCGUAGGUGGUGCUGGUGCUGGUGGUGGUGGUGGUGGUGGUGGUGGUAGUGGUGGGGCCAGCGGAACAGGCAGAGAGGCCCCUCAAGCUCCCUCGGGCCCUGGAGCCACUCACCUGACCAGCUUGUCCGGCGCGGAGCAGCAGUCGUACUCCGUCUUCAGUGCCUACUCGCGCCAGCAGAGGGACCAGGGCCCGGAGGCCAGGUCUGCCGACAUGGGGGCCCAGAGGGAGCCGUCCGAGCCCAGGAGAGAUCCGCACAAGGGGCCCCAGGGCGAGCACAGGCCCUCGGAGGCCCCAGCAGCAGCAGCAGCGCAACCACCGACGCCACCGACGGACGGCCCCCAACACACCCCUCACCCCAGCAGCAACGGGGUCGCGGCGACGUCCAUCAGCACCCGGCUGCGGUCGGCGGAGGACGAGAAGAGGGACGAGCUGGCGAGGGACAUCAUCGACAAGGACAAGUCCCUGGCCGACAUCCUGGACCAGAGUAAGAUGAAGACCACCAUGGACCUGAUGGAGGGGCUCUUCCCCCAGGGCGAGCAGCUGCUGGAGGGGGCCCACCAGCGGAGGAAGGCGGCCCCCAAGCAGGCCUCGCCCCGGAGCUCGGAGGAAAGGAAAGAGGAGGAGAGCACCAUGGCAGCCGCCGUUGCCCUGGCAACCAGUUCCACCUACUACAGCACGUCCGCUCCCAAGGCGGAGCUCCUUAUCAAGAUGAAGGACAUGCAGCAGGAGAGUGAAGAGCAGGAGGACUCGGAGGAGGAGCUUGACCACGACCUGGCCAAUAAGAAGCAAGAGCUGAUCGACAGCCUGAGCCGCAAGCUGCAGGUGCUGCGGGAGGCGCGCGAGAGCCUGCAGGAGGACGUGGAGGAGAACAACGCGCUGGGCCAGGAGGUGGAGGCCACCGUGCAGCAGGUGUGCAAGCCCAACGAGCUGGACAAGUUCCGCAUGUUCGUGGGCGACCUGGACAAGGUGGUGAGCCUGCUGCUCUCCCUCUCCGGGCGGCUGGCACGCGUGGAGAACGCCCUCGACAGCCUGGAGGAGGACGCCUCGCCUGAGGAGAGGCGGAUCCUGACGGACAAGCGCAAGCUGCUGAUCCGACAGCAUGAGGACGCCAAGGAGCUGAAGGAGAACCUGGACCGGCGCGAGCGCGUGGUCUACGACAUCCUGGCCAGCUACCUGGACGAGGAGAGCCUGGCCGACUACGAGCACUUUGUCAAGAUGAAGUCGGCGCUCAUCAUCGAGCAGCGCAAGCUGGAGGACAAGAUCAAGUUGGGCGACGAGCAGCUCAAGUGUCUGAUGGACAGCCUGCCGCUGGACCAGAGGCUGCCCAUCCGAGGAGACCUCUAGACUGGAGCUGCAUUCGAAAUGUUCACCCGUUCACUCACUCACUCACUACCCUAUAGUAAACGAGUGAACAUUUUGCGUUUCGACCGCAGCUCUGUGUGUCCGACAUUCCGUCCAGACAUCCGUCUGGACCACUUCCUGUCCUCCUCAGUGACCCCCCGCCACCCCCCCCCCAUCCCCCCACCCCAUCUUGACUGGGCUCAGCCCUUUCAAUCUAUACCAGACAUGGUCUGAUGCUGUUCAGACGCCACCGAGUGCUUAACCGACUCUGCUCCCUGACCACAGUUUGACCCCCCGCACCAACCACUGUUGUAGCUCGUCGUUGAUUUGUCUGGGCAGAGGAAAAGAACUGCCAUAUCUGACACAGAAACAGCCCUUAGCCACAGCUCCCUCUCUGAACUGAAUGGAACUGAACGGAGCUGUCUGGGUUGAGACAUUUUGCACCUUGAGGGCACUUCGGCAGACAGUGCUCCUGACCACAGAGGGACUUGACAAACCACUGCUCGGCUUCCCACUAAAUAUAAGUAGCUUUCUGACCACUAGAGGGCAAUGUUGAGAUGGGCUUGCGUGUCUGACUGAUCAUAAUGUUACAUUGUCAAAGCUGUGUGUCUACAUGUCGGUCACACAAACACAUACGCAGACAGUAAGACACACAAACACACGCACACACACACACACACACACACACACACUCACACACACACACACCUGAGAAAGUAAUUUAACUAAGGUCUUCUCAGUGAGUUUCAGGGCCCACGGUUCUCUUUUUUCAGAUUCCUGAUGAUGUUCAAUGUCGCUCUCACACUCAGUAAUCUUAUUCAGGGACACCACUGAAGCCUGAUGUUUUUGCAACAGGGCAGCACAUCUCCAAAAAACAACCCGAGACUCUUAGAUGGUGCAUUAUUUCAUACCACAUUGUUCUGUCUUUUUGUGUCAUAUCACAACGCAAAAUAAAAUGAAAAUCCAUGUUUUUUUUAGUAAUUUAUUGUAGCCCUUUUAAACUUGUACAUACAUUAGAGUAGGCUACAGUAGUCUCUUAUUCCCCACACACCUGAUUUUAGCCAGGCCAGACGUAUCACAUCGGUCAAUCACUCUUGAGUAGCUGCUUAUCUCUAACAUUGCAUUAACUCUUGCUGUAAUCGCUACAUUGCUACGUAACCUGAGACUUGCCUAAAACCGUUCCAUGUUACUCCAUUGUGGAUUCAAUACUUGUCUAUAAAAUACCAGCUGCCUUUCGCUCUG